This is a messenger RNA of Galleria mellonella (greater wax moth), 2186 nucleotides long. RefSeq lists its product as uncharacterized. The record is from RefSeq and is a predicted model, not a curated record. Gene Ontology annotation, cellular component: vacuolar membrane; proton-transporting V-type ATPase complex. NCBI's taxonomy places the organism in Eukaryota, Metazoa, Arthropoda, Insecta, Lepidoptera, Pyralidae. Bases 221 to 2173 code for a protein of 650 amino acids. The transcript is spliced from 6 exons. Gene Ontology annotation, molecular function: proton-transporting ATPase activity, rotational mechanism.
CAGAAUGAAAUUUAAAAAGAUAUAUUUUCUUUAAACCAAAAAUUAAUUAUUAAAGAAAAAUGUAGUAAUCAAAGAAUAGAAAGGAUGUUAAAUUUUAAUAUAGUGUAAAUUAUAAUUUUAAAUAAAAAAAUAUAGUAAAUAUAAAAAAUCGGGAUCAUGGCUAAUACUGAAAUAUGUGAAAAAGAAAUUAUACAAUUGUAGUGCGCAUAAAAGCCAGAAAAUGUUCAAAGAAGACGAUGAUAACGAAGAGAACACAGCGAGUCAAGUCGCGGUCAGGUACCCCUGCAUGCCGUCUCUGGUGGCACUACAGCAGAUGCGUAACAGAUCGACCCUGGCCAGCCUUGGGCGGAAGCUGAUGAAGUGGACCUCCCUGGCCACCAGCAAGGAACUGAGGAGAUUAAGUGCUGAAAUAUCGAGAGUAUACCAGAGUUUUGAUGAUGACAUGGGCAAUGCGUUCUUGCUGCUCGCCAGGAGUCGAUACUAUUAUCCAAACUUGAAUAAAAUGGUGUUAGAAAAUAUACAGACUAAGGCCAGCGUGCUCGUGACAUCAACGGUGAAAACAUUAUCUGGCGUGAAAGUGACACAUUAUAGUACGAUAGAGGUUUUGCCGGCCCCUUACCCUUUACUAGGCAUCUCAAACGGAGGCCAAAAAAUAAAACAGGCUAAGGAUGCUUGGUUGGAUUUACUCAAAAGAAUAGUAACAAUGCUAGAUCUACGCUCGACCUUCGCUUUAAUUGAAGAUGCCCACAGAAACGCCACUAAGAAACAAAACGUUUUAGGAAAAGUAGUGGUACCAAGAACUAAAGCCAGUAUUAUAUAUAUUAACGAUGAAUUGGAGGAAAUAGCAAGAGAAGAGUUUUUUCGAUUAAAAAAAAUUUUAGAAGUCAAGCGAAGAUCAUUUAAAACUUGUGGUCACGAGGAACCAAAUAUUACAUGCCUAAUGUGUAAGAAAAAGUAUUUUAUGGAGAGAGAUAAAAUUAAGGAAGUGCCUAUAGAGAAGUGUCUAGUUUGUGAAGAUUUAUUACAACCAGAAGAUAAUUUAUCAGUGAAGAUAGAAGAAGAAAAAACGAUUGAUAAUAAGCUAUUAGAAUCAUUUAAAAACCAUGUAGAAAAUAUAGUAAAUAUGACAAAAGACAUAAAAGAUAGAGGUAUUAUUACAACUAAUAUAGAACAAUUUUUAAAAACAGCAGAGGAAUUAAGUAAAUCGUUUCAGCGUAAAUCUGAAAAUGUAAGUGCAAAUAUAGAGCCAAUAAUAUCCGAUAUACCGUUAAAUAAAUUAUGUGCAAUAUGUUUGAAAAGAUUUAAUCAAGAAUAUGCAGACAAAAAGCAGCUUUGGAUGUCUUCGGAAGAAACUACGGAAUCUAAGUCAAAACCAGAAAAAGUGCAAUCCAAAGUAUCUCCGAAAUCAGCAGUUUCUGUAACUCCACAAGAGUUAGUAUCUGAGUGUCUAUCUAAAACUCAAACUGAUUUGGAUCUAGGCACAUUUGAACUUGAAAUAAAAGAAAUUGUUAAAACAGUGAGAGUUCAAAAUGAAGAUGGUAGUAUUACUGAAGAAAAAAAAGUUAUUAAAUUUAAGAAAGAAGUUAGGGCACCAGUUAAAGCUAAAAAAAUCUUGGAGAACCAAAAUGAAGGUGAAACAGUAAUGUAUCAGUCAUCAGAAGUUUCUUCAAAAUCUAAUGAAUUUUGUGGAUGUAAAAGUUUAGAAGAUUCUGAAUCGUCAGUAUAUAGGAUUCAAACGAUGGCUUUAUUUAAAAAACAUCAAUCAGAAAUAACAACUCGAGUGAACUCAAUGAAUGAUACUAAAGAAUUUAUUUCAUCUUCUAGUACUUUGCCUCCUGAUAAUAUUUCUGACAAAUUUUUUGAUAAAGCAUAUUAUAUUGAUAACAAUGAUAUUAUUAAUUUAAAAUUGACAGAACUUUUUACUUCGAGUUCAGACAUAGAAGAAGUUUUACAGUCAUUUGAACCUCAAAACGAUAACAAUGCUUCUACAUCAAAAGGAAACACUCAUACUACAAAAUCAACGCAGGAUCUUUGUGGGUCACUGAGUAAUUUUGUAAAUGAACAAAUAAAUGAAAAUAAUCUUAAGUCCGUAUCAGAACCUGAUGUUAAAAAAAGCAAAGAAACUGCAAAAAAGAAUACAUCCUUUCAGAUAGAUAAUAAAAAGGAAGACUAAAAUUUUGCACCAA